This is a messenger RNA of Hypoxylon trugodes, 1107 nucleotides long. RefSeq names its product GroES-like protein. The record is from RefSeq and is a predicted model, not a curated record. Gene Ontology annotation, biological process: D-sorbitol catabolic process. The transcript has 2 exons. Gene Ontology annotation, molecular function: L-iditol 2-dehydrogenase (NAD+) activity. Lineage: Eukaryota; Fungi; Ascomycota; Sordariomycetes; Xylariales; Hypoxylaceae. Bases 1 to 1107 code for a protein of 368 amino acids.
AUGAGUGCGACUGAGACCAUCGUAAAGCCUUCUAAGGCAAAUAUUGCUGUAUUCACAAACCCAGCUCACAAGUUAUGGAUCAACGAAGCAGAACCCACUGUUGAGGAUGUGCAGAAGGGAGAGAGCUUGAAACAUGGAGAGGUCACGAUCGCCAUCAAGAGCACUGGAAUAUGCGGCUCCGACGUUCACUUCUGGCACGCUGGUUGCAUCGGGCCUAUGAUUGUGGAGGAUGAUCACAUCUUAGGGCAUGAAUCGGCCGGACAAGUUAUCGCAGUGCAUCCAUCCGUGACACACCUAAAAGUUGGGGACCGAGUCGCGAUCGAGCCGAAUAUCAUCUGCAACGAAUGCGAGCCCUGCCUGACCGGUCGGUAUAAUGGUUGCGAGAAAGUCCAAUUCCUAUCGACACCCCCGGUACCAGGUCUAUUAAGGAGAUACGUAAACCACCCCGCCAUUUGGUGCCACAAGAUUGGAAACAUGUCAUACGAGAAUGGAGCUAUGUUAGAACCACUAAGUGUCGCCCUUGCGGGUAUGCAAAGAUGCGGAGUUAAGCUUGGUGACCCGGUACUAGUUUGUGGUGCUGGGCCGAUCGGAUUGAUCACGUUACUCUGCUGUCAAGCCGCUGGCGCAUGUCCUUUGGUCAUUACCGAUAUCGAUGAAGGACGAUUAAAAUUCGCCAAGGAACUCUGUCCAUCAGUCAUAACACACAAAGUUGAAAGAUUGAGUGCCGAAGAAUCAGCUAAGAAAAUAGUAGAAUCCUUCGGUGGUAUUGAACCCGCGAUAGCCUUGGAAUGUACUGGGGUUGAAAGCAGCGUGGCAGCAGCUAUCUGGGCUGUUAAAUUCGGAGGCAAGGUAUUCGUAAUUGGUGUUGGAAAGAAUGAGAUCAACUUCCCCUUCAUGAGGUGCAGUACCCGGGAAGUGGAUUUGCAAUUCCAAUACCGAUACAGCAACACAUGGCCUCGAGCUAUUCGCUUGGUCGAGAAUGGUGUGGUGGACCUAACGAAACUCGUUACUCAUCGAUUCAAGCUUGAAGAUGCCAUCGAGGCCUUCAGCACAGCGGCAGAUCCCAAGACUGGAGCUAUCAAAGUCCAAAUCAAGAGCGAAGAUUAA